Molecule: messenger RNA, 240 nt
Organism: Letharia lupina
Lineage: Eukaryota; Fungi; Ascomycota; Lecanoromycetes; Lecanorales; Parmeliaceae
Exons: 2
Coding region: 1-240 (79 amino acids)
Source: RefSeq, a predicted model, not a curated record
AUGGCAUUUACAAGACUCCGUCGCUUCUUGCGUCGCGUUUUCCGACGUCGCCCUGCAGCAACACCACCCGCUCCAGCUCCAGCACCAGCGGACCAAGCAUCCAUCGCCUCCUCCCGUUCAGCCCCGGCACCCACGGACGAGGACUUCGAGCGGAUCAGACAAGCCGCUCUGGCGGCUCAGUAUAAACGGCCCCAAGAGGUCCCCUUCAUCUUCGUGAAUGGUGGUGAGGAGGGUAUGUAG